Cyprinus carpio (common carp) is the source of this 2089-nucleotide messenger RNA. RefSeq lists its product as uncharacterized. The record is from RefSeq and is a predicted model, not a curated record. NCBI's taxonomy places the organism in Eukaryota, Metazoa, Chordata, Actinopteri, Cypriniformes, Cyprinidae.
AAUUUUAAUUAAACAUUGGAUUUAGGAUCGAAGGAUUUGAAUAUCUGAAACCUUAACUUUCGAGGUUUGCCUUUGUCAUAUGAAUUUAACUUCCUUUAGAGAUCGCAAGUAAAUUUAUCAAGUGUAAUGUAUUGCAUAUCAAGACAAUGUGAAGGUAAUUUGUCUUAAAGUAACAGAGCAGCAGCAGCAGGUUCUGUUUAAGCUUGGCUUUGAUCUGCAGCAGCUGUGAAAUUGCCCGAACAUGCCCCUUUUUGAUUUAACUAUAUAGUCCAGAUUUCCCAGCUGACUGCUGAGAAACUAUUUACUUUGAGCACCACCAUGUGGCUACAGCAGAAACCAUGAUUUAAGUUAAAAUUCUCUUCUUCAUGGAAUUUCACUGACAGAAUGUGUUUUAUAUGGCACCAUGCAACAGUUUUACCUAAAUAAAUACUCAUAAUAAUAAUUCAGCUAGAACAACUGUGACGUUAUGUGGUAUAUCUUACUGUAAAUCACUCAAGACUCACAUAGGCUAAAUAUAUCUUAUUUUAAGGAUGUUCAAAUUUGAAUAAAAAAUACACAGAGUAGUAGUAGUAAUCGUAAUAGUAUGGUCAUACACAGCAUUAACACAAAGAAAAUGAAAUAUGGACAACAUUUCAAAAAUAAGGGUAAAGUAUUUUAUGCAUGUUCUGGGUUGUUUAAUUUCCUGCCCAAAGUGCACAAUGCUAAAUUUGCCACAUCACAGCUUGGCACACCAUCACAUUGCAAGGAAAGAUUCACAUUUUGGCAAUGUUAGUCUAUCUACAGUAGAUCCCAGCAUUCGUGUCCAAGUUUCAGUUCAGUUAUAAUGGAAUGUCAGCAGUGAUUGAGAAUGAUUUCCCUGCUCCAACAGGAAGGAUGUGAUGGCCUACCUGUUUCCCUUAGUGUUUGGUGAACUUGCAUUACCUUCCUCAAGUACACAUUUACAAUAAAGCUGAAGCUGCCAGAUCUGUACUGUAGUUACUUAAAGAGAAACCACUUUUCCUGCAGUGAACAAAGUGAGUGUUUACUGAGCUAGAAAGAGUUUAGAAGAACUUAAUGUAGGCUACCUUUCGUUGCUCGUUCCCGGAGACUUGACAGAAAAGUUGGCUGUUGACUAUGAAAGCUCUUCCGAAUCUGUUCUGUGGCUGCGAUGACAGUCAACAGAACUAUAGGCUGUAAAUAAUAAAAAGGAUGAAAAGGGCUUACAGGUGUUCCUUGACGUUUCUAUCACUUUUGUGUAUCUUAAAAGUAUGUGAACAGUGCUCAUCUGUUCGAGCAAGACGUAAAACAAAGUUUGUGGCGGAGGGCAGCAGUCUCCAGUUGAGCUGUGAAGUGCAACAUUGUGGGCUUCCUGGUUGGACUGGAGAAUGGAAUUUCCAGGAGUUGGACAGAACAGGAUUUACUUCACUCACUCCCUCUGAACGAAUCGGGAUGUCCAAUUACAGCUCAUCAUCCAAUAGCACACAUCUGUUACUCCACAUUCACAACAUCAACCAGUCAGAUGCUGGAGCAUACCAUUGCCAGAUAUCCUGGCCUCAGAAUUUAACUAGCAAAGGACACAUGACAUAUGUUAAUGUGACUGCAGCCGCAGUAGACUCAUCAGUCAGAAGCCUCUCUCAUAGAGUUCUGCUUUGUUUUGGUGCCUUGACGUGUUUUCCUGUUGUUUUGGGAUUUGUUUGGUGUCUCACCCGGGAUCAUCAUCCACCACCACCCCCUGUCCCACCUCACCCCCGCAUGUCCUAUGCAUAUAGAGUGAAACCAAAAAAGGAACUGGUGUAUGCAGAAGUUGCACUGAAUGAUUCAAGGAAUGAUCAUCCAAAACAAGCGUCUAAGCCAACUGUCUAUUCCUCUGUGCAUUUCCCCUGAACAUAAGGACAUCUUGCUUUUCUAUCUCACUUGCGGCUGUGGGUUAUUUUCAAUACCAGAGGAAACAUGACUAUAAACACUGUGGCAGUACAGUUGAAUUGUUAGACAGCAAGAUUGAAAAGUUAUCAACCUGCCUUGGGAUCCUUUGAAAUGUGAAUGCUAGCAAUGUUGCAAUUUGAUCUAUUACACAGUGGUUGUAAUGCCAUAUUGAAUGGUGGUGUUCUUC